Eimeria tenella is the source of this 978-nucleotide messenger RNA. RefSeq lists its product as uncharacterized. Bases 1 to 978 code for a protein of 325 amino acids. The record is from RefSeq and is a predicted model, not a curated record. The transcript has 2 exons. Lineage: Eukaryota; Apicomplexa; Conoidasida; Eucoccidiorida; Eimeriidae.
AUGACGGAAAAUGAAGAAACGAUAAAAGGCCGGGGCGGCAGUCAGCAGCAGCAGCAGCAGCUGCUGCUGCAGCAGCAGCAGCAGCAGCAGAACGCGCUCGAGCAGGAGCUCGCAAUUUUAGGCCCUAGAGGCCUUGGCUGGGGCUGCUACCGGUUGCUGCAGCGGCUCGAUUCUGCCAUUGCUGCUGCUGCUGCAGUGCCUGCUGCUGCUGCUGCUGCGCCAGCUGCUGCUGCUGCUGCUAAGGAUCCCCCGCCUGGGGUCCAGCAGCAAGUGGCUGCCCCCCAGCAAGAGGCUCUUUUUGCUGCUCUUGCUCACGCUGACUGCUGCUGUGGCUGCAGCAGCAGCAGCAGUAACGGUGACAGCAGCAGCAGCAACAAGAACGCGAGUGACAGCAGCAGUAGCAGCAUUAAUGACAGCAGCAGCAACAACAGCGAAGGCACCAGCAGCAGCAUUGGUGGCAGCAGCAGCAGUAGCAACAGCAGCAGCAACAGCAGCAGCAGCAGCAGCAGCAGCUCAGCAUCGGGCUUGCCUGCUUGGCGCGUCUUGGAGACAAUUAGAUCUCUCUUGGCCCUUUUUAGACUUCGCGCCCUGAAGCAGCAGCCCCGAAGCAGCAGCAGCAGCAGCAGCAGCAGCAAGGAGGAGGCGCUGCGGAAGAUCCUCCGACGUUUUCUGUAUGAGAGCUGCGCGGUUGAGUGUCUCCUUCUCAAAACUAGCAGCAGCAGCAGCAGCAGCAGCAUGGCCUGCUGCUGCGAAGGCUGCCAACGUGUUGCAGCGGCAGCAGCAGCAGGAGAGCCCGCAGCAACCCCUGCUGCAGUUAUGCGGCAGCUGCUGACUCUCACAGAGCUGCAUGCAGCAGCAAAGGAUUGGGGGGCCCCCGGGGGCCCCUGGGGUGCCCCCUCAAGGGGCCCCUGGGGUGCCCCCUCGGGGGGCCCCUGGGGGGGCCCCCCGAGGGGUGGGGGCCCCUGCUCUGCCCUCUGA